This is a messenger RNA of Culex pipiens pallens (northern house mosquito), 2835 nucleotides long. RefSeq names its product bromodomain-containing protein 7 (gene Brd7-9). Bases 121 to 2679 code for a protein of 852 amino acids. Gene Ontology annotation, biological process: regulation of transcription by RNA polymerase II. The record is from RefSeq and is a predicted model, not a curated record. Gene Ontology annotation, cellular component: nucleus. The transcript has 5 exons. NCBI's taxonomy places the organism in Eukaryota, Metazoa, Arthropoda, Insecta, Diptera, Culicidae.
UGACAGUUGGCCAAGCCACCAUUUGGAACUUUCGCUUGUUUUCGUGUUAGCGGCAUUUUUCUCCAAUUUCCCAUAAAAAUUGUGUAAUUUUCUGUCCGCAUCCGGUGCAUCCCCGUCGAAAUGGGUUCCAAAAAGCACAAGAAACACAAAUCCGAGCGCAAGGAGCGGGAAGAGAAAAACUUGCUGCUCGAGCGUCCGCCCAGUUUGAAGCUGAUUCUGAAAGUCAGCGGCAACAGUUCGACGCCGGAACACGGCGGGGCCGAUUCGCCGGCGUACGGUAUCCACCAGGAUCUGAACGUGGCGUCCUUUUCCGGGGAAUAUUCCGGCGAGCGGCACAAGAAGAGCAAGAAGAAGAAAAAGAAGAAGGACCGCGAGAAGAAGCACAAACACCACAAGGAGAAGCGCCGGCACCGGGGUGAGGACUCGAGCCAGGAGGACUUUAACAGCGUCGGCGAUGAGAGUUCGCAGGCUCCGCCGGAGGGCAGUCUGUUUUACGGGGCGGCCGCCGUGGCUGGUGGCAGUUUGGCGUCCCUCCCGGUUACGAAGCCGCUGGUGCCGAUGAGGAGUCCCGAGCCGGAACCGUGUCCGGUAAUUCUGCAGCAGCCGGCAACUCCGGCUACCCCUGCUACGCCGGCCACGCCCGUUCCGAUGCUGCAAAAGGACGAUCUUAUCGCGCCCAGUUCGGUCACGACGGAGGAACCGAUGCAGAGUCCCGGGUCGGUCAGUCAGUCAACGUCGCGGCCGGGCAGUAAAAUGGACUUUCACGAGUCGAACUCGAACCUGGGGGCGCCGAAAACGCCCGGGUCGGAUUGUAGUGGCCGUGAGCCGCGGACUUGCGUGCUUAAGCUCAAGCAGAGUCGGUCCCCGUUGGCACGGCUGUUGGAUCAUCUGCUGAAGGCGCUGGAGAAGCGCGAUCCGCACCAGUUCUUUGCGUGGCCCGUCACUGAUGAUAUUGCGCCCGGGUACUCGUCGAUUAUUACGCGGCCGAUGGAUUUCAGCACGAUUCGGCAGAAGAUUGACGACAACGAGUACAUAUCGCUGUCGGAGUUUAGUGACGAUUUUAAGCUGAUGUGCGAUAAUGCGAUCAGAUACAACCACUCCGAGACCGUCUACCACAAGGCGGCCAAAAAGCUGCUCCACGUCGGCGCCCGCCUGCUGCAGCCCGAAAACCUGAUGCGUUCGCUGCGCCCCCUCAUGACGUACAUGCGCGAACUGACCCCAAAAGAGCUGGGCUUCGAACUCCCGGCGUCAUCCGACUCUGCCGAAAACGACCACCACCUGCUGGACUCGGCCGACGAGGCGGUUGCCGCGGCGGUGGACGAGGGCAUCAACGCGCAAAUAAACGCCCAAAUCGAGGAAGAUGAGAAGCGCAAACAAAUUCGGCUGGAGAACAAUCCGAAGGGCAAGUUCGAGCCGUUUGUGGACGACUUGACGGCGGAGGAGGUGCUGGCGCAGGUUCAGAGUGCGGCGAUGAAUGCGCGGACGAAGCUGCUGAAGAAGAAGUCGGCGAAUCGGAUGGGCUUUUUGCGACAGUUGAAGAACGGCACGACCAGCAUGAGCAUUUUGAUUGAUGGCGAGAAUAACGCGCCGGAGAAGGUAGUUUCGCUGGAGGCGUUUACGGGGAAGUUGCAGUACGGAACGGCGCAGCUGCAGGGAUUUAGGGAGGAUCGUCGGAAUUAUGCCAAGACGAUUAAACCGUUGAAUUAUGGGGCUUUCAGCUCGUUUGCGCCGACGUUUGAUUCGCGCUUUUCGAACCUCUCGAAGCAGGAGUCGGAGCUGGUGUUGAACACGUACGGCGAUGAAACGGGGGCGGAUUACGCCGAAAGUAUUAUGAAGUACACGAAGGAUAGUCCGUACGCGGGUGGCAUCGCGCACAGUCUGCUGGACAUCUUGACGAAUGGGGAGCAUCGCAAAACUUUUGGGACGCUGUACGAGUCGGACAUGCAACGGCAGGAAAAGGACGCCGUCAAGCACACGUUUCCGGAGCCGGUCGAGCGCGAACGGGAAGAGAAGAAGCUGGCGGACGUGAAGGUUGACUUCAACGCGUUGCGUUCGCUGAGCGAUCUCGGCGUUGACGUGGGAUUCUUGGACGAGUUUGAGCAGCAGCUGCAGAGCGCGAACGUAACCAGCUCGCUGCAGCAGUCGCUGAACGUCAACUCGGGGCUCAUUCACAAGUUGCACCAGAUUCAGUCGGAUCGCCUUUCGGCGCCGCUGCCCGGGCAUUUGUCGUUUGUUCAGCGAGCCGGCGAGACGGAGAUUGAUUUGGCCGCGCAGAUUACAAACAAUUUGACGAAUAUUGCGAAGCAGCUGCCGCCGGUGGCGCUUGCAUCGCCGCAUGGAUUGCGGAAGGCGAUGGGGAUGAGUAGUGUCGGUUUGGACAUGUUCCAGACGCCUCCGGUUGGCAUCAUCAACCCGCAACCGAAUCUGGGAUCCAACCAGCAGCAGCACAACAAUCCACCGGGAGCGGACAUCAUCGACACCACCCCGAUGGACAUGGAUCUGGAGCCGGAACCGAUUGGGACCGCCACGAGCGCCGUCCACCAUCAGCUUCCCAACGCGAACCCCUCCCAGGUGGACAUUGACAGCGAGUUGCGCGAACUGCUCGGCUCGUCCGGGGGUGGUGGGGAAGGGGGUGAAUCGGAUGCCGCUUCCGGCAUCGAGGGGAUGCUGAUGGAUUGAAGUUUUUCACUUCUUAUUACUUUUUUUUUACUUUGUGUUAGGGUACUUGUGCGUUUAAUUUUCAUUGGUAAGGAGAAAGUGGGGAAAAGAUAGAGGGAGACGGCACGCGAGAUAGAGAUGAAUAAGUUUAUAUUUUUAUCCUUCUGACUACUAACG